This is a messenger RNA of Suncus etruscus (white-toothed pygmy shrew), 948 nucleotides long. RefSeq names its product olfactory receptor 12-like. Lineage: Eukaryota; Metazoa; Chordata; Mammalia; Eulipotyphla; Soricidae. The coding region runs from base 1 to 948 and encodes 315 amino acids. Gene Ontology annotation, molecular function: G protein-coupled receptor activity; olfactory receptor activity; odorant binding. The transcript has a single exon. The record is from RefSeq and is a predicted model, not a curated record. Gene Ontology annotation, cellular component: membrane. Gene Ontology annotation, biological process: sensory perception of smell; G protein-coupled receptor signaling pathway.
AUGCCAGCUCACAGUCAUGGGAACCUCUCCAAGGAGUCUUGGCAGGAUUUUGUGCUGGUGGGAUUCGAGGGAGGUCCGGAGACCCAGGCCCUGCUCUUUGCUGUGUUCCUGGCCCUGUAUGUGGUGACCGUCCUGGGGAACUUGACUAUGAUUGUGGUCAUCACGCUGGACGCCCGCCUGCACUCCCCUAUGUACUUCUUCCUGCGCAACCUCUCCUUCCUCGACCUCUGUUACUCUUCCGUCAUUGCGCCCAAUGCUCUGGCUAACUUUUUCUCCUCCAAGGUGAUCACCUUUGCAGGCUGUGCCACACAGUUCUUCUUCUUCUCCUUGCUGGUCACCACAGAGGGCUUCCUCCUGGCCGUGAUGGCCUAUGACCGCUUCAUAGCCAUCUGCAGCCCCCUGCGCUACCCUGUGACCAUGUGUCCCUCGGCCUGUGCCCGCCUGGUGCUGGGCACCUACUGUGGGGGCUGCCUCAACUCGAUUGUGCAGACCAGCUUCACCUUCAGCCUCCCAUUCUGCAGCUCCCACCGCAUUGACCACUUCUUCUGUGAUGUGCCGCCCCUACUCAAAAUCGCCUGUGCCAACACGGCUCUCAAUGAGCUGGUGAUGUUCGGCAUCUGUGGGCUUAUCAUCGUGGGCACCACACUCGUCGUCCUUGUCUCCUAUGGCUACAUCGCCAUCACCAUAUUGAAGAUGCACUCAAAAUCAGGGAGACAGAAAGUCUUCUCCACAUGUGGCUCCCACAUGACAGCAGUGUCCCUCUUCUACGGGACCGUCUUUGUCAUGUAUGCCCAGCCGGGAGCUGUGGAGUCCAUGGAGCAGGGCAAGGUUGUCUCGGUGUUCUACACGCUCGUCAUCCCCAUGCUCAAUCCCCUCAUCUACAGUCUUCGGAACAAAGAUGUGAAGGAGGCCCUCCGGCGGCUGGGACAGAAGCGCCCAAUCAAGUGA